Messenger RNA from Penaeus indicus, 369 nucleotides. Its product is annotated as salivary glue protein Sgs-3-like. The coding region runs from base 1 to 369 and encodes 122 amino acids. The record is from RefSeq and is a predicted model, not a curated record. The transcript has a single exon. NCBI's taxonomy places the organism in Eukaryota, Metazoa, Arthropoda, Malacostraca, Decapoda, Penaeidae.
AUGAGCACAACAAAAAAUAAAAGAACUGGACGUGCACAACAAAGAACUCUACCCGACCCAGCCCGACCCGAACAGACUCGUAACGACCCGACUCACCCCGACCAGACACGACCCAUCCUUGCCCAACCAAAACCGACCCGACUCCACCCGACCCGAUCCGACCCGACCCGACCUAACCCGACUCCACCCGAUCCGACCCAACCCGACUCCACCCGGCCCGACCCGACCAGACCCGACCCGACUACACCCGACCCGAUCCGACUCCACCCGACCAGACCCGACCCGACUACACCCGACCCGAUCCGACUCCACCCAACUCGACCCCACCCGACCCGACCCCACCCGACCCAACCCGACCGCGGAAUCUAA